AUGAAGCGGCUCGAUCUCCAAGGAAUUCGUGGAAUCGCAAUUCUCGCAGUACUACUAUUCCAUUAUUUCGGCGACACAUUCCCAAAUGGAUACAUUGGAGUCGACAUGUUUUUCGUGUUGUCCGGCUACCUGAUGACAAUGAUAUUGGGCUCAUCGAAAUCGCUGGAUUCGGCGUCGAUCCAACAAUUCUACUAUCGCCGAAUCAAACGAAUCGUGCCGCUCUUCAUGUUCACCAUAUUUGGUGCAACGCUUCUCGUCUUUCUAUUAUUCCCGCCAACGUUCAUCUCGAUCAAUUGCGAUUCGGCGUUCACUUCAAUGUUUCUCUAUCGAAAUUUGGCGCGACAUUCGGAUCGAAAUGAGUAUUUCAAAAUGUUGAAUCAAGCCGACGACAUCUUCACACAUACCUGGUCGUUGUCCGUCGAAAUGCAAUUCUACGUGCACGCGCCUCUUCUGCUCCUCGUCGCCUCCAAAUGCCACGACUACCGUAUCCUGUAUGCGAGUACGGUAUUCAUCGCGAGUCUCGCCUACCAUCUUCUCGCCGAUUCCGACACCUCGUUCAACAGCGUUUUCUGCCGAAUUUGGCAAUUCGUCGCCGGCUCGUUCGCGUUCAACAUCAGCGAAUACUUCAAAGAGCUUGAUGUGAAUCCGAAAAAUGAGUUCUUACUAUUGGAUCAAGAUGACCAUGACGACGAUGACUUGGAUAUUGAGCAAGCGAGCCCGAAACUCCGCGGACCAUCUCUUCCACGCCUGCCAUUCCAAACCGCUUUGUACAUUUCUCUAAUACUUCUUCUCAUAUUAUCAUUCUUUCCCGAAGAAUUGCCAUCGAAAAUUUUGCGGAUUACGUGCACACUCCUGACGGCUGUCAUAAUCACUGCGGGAACCCUUGUAGAUCAAAACCCAUUGAAUAAUCGACACCUGGUCUAUUUUGGCGAUAUCUCAUACGCCCUCUAUUUGGUGCAUUGGCCCUUAUACGUCUAUGUCAAAUUCACGUAUCCCGAUGAUCAUCGAGUGUUCACAUUCGCCGUGACAUUCUCGAUAAUUUUGGCGAUUCUCAUCUCGGAGACCUAUGAGAGAUUCUAUUUGAGUUUGGCGAAACCGGCGAUCGCGAUUCUCAUCAUUUCGCUGUACGCCUCAACAGCAUUUUUGAUCAUCAAUCAGGACGCCAUCGCCGACAAUUUGAAUCAGUGGAGGUACGGCGAGAUGGAGGCGAAAGUGCGCGAAUUCGACAACGCCGAUUUCGAGACGAACAAAUUCGCGAAUAUAAGUGUCGAAAAGGCGAUAAUAUUGAUGAAGAAAUGGGCGAAAGAUGAGCCGAAAAUGUUGAUAUUGCCCAAUUGUUUUCCGAAUCGCACCGAGCACGGAUUUUGCGAAUUUCAGAAUUCGACACUGAAAGGCACAUUAUUGACGUAUGUGAUUGGGAAUAGCUAUACGGCGAAUAUUGGCGAUUUGGUGCACGACCAACUGAUUUCGCCGCUUUCCGGCAAUAUCACUGAAGAUCGUGUGUAUCAGGAAGCGCUGAAAACGUUGCGAAUCUAUGAGACGAUGAUCAAAAAGAGGAUCUAUUUGUUGGACUCGGUGACGAUACCGAAAUCGCCGAAUUUGUCGAAAUACGCCGAGAGGCUCGAGGCGGGCGAAAGUGUGAAGCAGAACGAUUUCGUCGUCGACAUGUCCUACAAGAAUGGACGGAGGCGGCUGAGAGAGCUUGUCAAGAGAUGCUUGAAAUGCGAGCUCAUCAACAUCAGUCCGUAUUUUUACGAUGCGCACUCGGAAAAGUGUUUUGACGAAAAAACGAAGCUCGGCUAUUUUUUCAACGGCGGACACUUGACGCCGAUGGCGAAACAAAUGAUUUAUCCCGAAUUUCAACGGAUCGCAAAUGAUUUUGAAUACUAG
Messenger RNA from Caenorhabditis bovis, 1890 nucleotides. The record is from the annotation of a GenBank genome assembly. NCBI's taxonomy places the organism in Eukaryota, Metazoa, Nematoda, Chromadorea, Rhabditida, Rhabditidae.